AUGCAGGAGGCGGCUGGAGUUCUGAAGGAGGGCUUCCUCGUCAAGCGGGGCCAUGUUGUUCGUAACUGGAAAGUGAGAUGGUUCGUUUUGCUUCAGGAUAAGCUGCUGUAUUACAAAAUUGAAGGAGGCAAGAAGGAGCCUUCUCCGAAGGGCAGGAUCCUUUUGGAUGGCUGCACUAUUACUUGUCCAUGCCUGGAAUAUGAGAACAGACCGCUACUCAUCAAACUAAAGACAAAAACAAACACAGACUAUUUCCUUGAAUGUUGCUCCAGGGAGGAGCGAGACUCUUGGGCUUUGGACAUCACUGGAGCUAUUCAUGCUGGUCACCCAGUACAGGUACAGGAGCUUCACAGAAAGAAGAACUCUUUCAGGCUGCUGGAGAAUAUCAGCCUCCACCACAUAGUGGAAAGAAUGUACGACAGCAGUACUGGAAUUAAGCUGACCCACAACUUGCAGCAAGGCAACAGAUACAAACAGACCUUCACAGGUUCUGCCCUGGUGGACUGGCUCAUCUCCAACAGCUUUGCUGUGUCACGAUUCGAGGCCAUCACCUUGGCAUCCAUGCUGAUGGAGGAGAACUUCUUCAAGCCGGUGGGAGCCCGGAGCACUGAGGCCACACGCUACAGCGACCUCUCCGACCAGUUCCUUGACGACUCCACCGCACUGUACAUGUUCGCUGAGAGCAGUAAGAAAAAUAUCAGUUCCAAGGAAGACCUGCAAUUUAACAUCUCUGAAUUAAGCGGCACAAUUGUGAAGCAAGGAUUCUUAGUGAAACAGGGGCACAAGAGGAAAAACUGGAAGGUGAGGAGAUUUGUUUUGAGAGCUGAUCCUGCUUUUUUGCAUUAUUAUGACCCCACUAAGGAAGAAAACAGGCCAGUAGGUGGAUUUUCUCUUCAUGGCUGUCUUGUCUCAGCUCUGGAGGACAAUGGAGUCCCAGCAGGAGUGAAGGGCAAUGUGCAAGGCAACCUCUUCAAAAUCAUCACCAAAAACGACAUUCAUUAUUAUAUCCAGGCCAGCUCCAAGGCGGAGCGAGCACAGUGGAUUGAAGCAAUCAAACCACUGACAUGAGUAAGGUGGACUCCAUGCCAAAUGACAUUUGUGACCAAGUUUCCUGCUCUCAUUGUCUGGGAGUG
Molecule: messenger RNA, 1133 nt
Organism: Opisthocomus hoazin
Lineage: Eukaryota; Metazoa; Chordata; Aves; Opisthocomiformes; Opisthocomidae
Gene: PLEK2
Product: pleckstrin 2
Biological process (GO): actin cytoskeleton organization; intracellular signal transduction
Cellular component (GO): plasma membrane
Source: RefSeq, a predicted model, not a curated record